UUGAAUUAAUCCGCUUGAAAAGAGAAUUCUUAACCUGCAGCACACGGCUGGAACAAUACCUUUCUCUGAAAGUGGGCCCUCGCGCUCAUAGAUCCUCUUCUCCCUUACUCCAAAACCCAGCACAACAAGCAAAGAGGAGGGAGGGGGAAAAACGGAACGCCACUCCCCAGCCAUGGCGCAGCAGCAGCUGCUCCUCCUGCCCGCGCCUUCCAGAGCCUUCUCGAAGCCCCUCCCCUCCCAAUCCACCACGCUCGCCUCCCUCUCCCUUCGCCAACACAUCUCCGUCUCCGCCGCCGCCCGGCGCGGCCUGCUGCGAUGCGGGAUGAAGCGUUCAGGCUUUGUGGCCGAGCUGGAGAUUGCCAAGGAUAAGCAGCCGCAGAGCAGGCGCGCCAAUGGCAUCUUCUGGAUCUUGCUGCUCAAUUUCGGCAUCUACGUGGCCGACCACAUGUUCCAGAUUCGGGAAAUAAAAGCACUGUACCUGUAUCAUGCACUCCCUACAUGGUAUCAGUUUGUGACAUCAACAUUUUGCCAUGCCAACUGGAAUCAUCUUUCAAGCAAUCUAUUCUUUGUGUAUAUCUUUGGAAAGCUUGUGGAGGAGGAAGAAGGUAACUUUGCUUUGUGGAUGUCUUACAUUUUGACUGGUGCCGGGGCAAAUUUGAUUUCAUGGUUGGUUCUCCCGACAUCCUCUGUGUCACUUGGAGCAUCUGGUGCUGUUUUUGGCCUUUUCACCAUUAGUGUUCUAGUUAAGAUGUCAUGGGACUGGAGAAAGAUCCUUGAGGUGCUUAUCCUGGGGCAAUUUGUUGUUGACAAGGUCAUGGAAGCAGCACGAGCAACAACAAUCACGGGCCAAUCAUUUCAAGUAAACAACAUUGCUCAUGUGUCAGGUGCUUUGAUAGGUGCAGCAUUGGUGUUCCUGGUCAGCAGAAUCCCCUUUUCAUCCAACGAUGAUAGCCCCAAGACAACUAAAGAGAGUAAAUAGGGGGAAAAAAGUUUAUCAACUAACAUCAUAUUAUCAUUCAUUACAUUUCUUUAUAUGAUAACAUGACAUUGUUCUAAAAAUUCAGUUACGAAACUUCUGAUUUAAAUGAAAGAUCAUCUGGAAUUUCAA
This is a messenger RNA of Panicum hallii, 1108 nucleotides long. RefSeq names its product rhomboid-like protein 11, chloroplastic. The transcript is spliced from 7 exons. NCBI's taxonomy places the organism in Eukaryota, Viridiplantae, Streptophyta, Magnoliopsida, Poales, Poaceae. Bases 173 to 979 code for a protein of 268 amino acids. Gene Ontology annotation, cellular component: membrane. The record is from RefSeq and is a predicted model, not a curated record. Gene Ontology annotation, molecular function: serine-type endopeptidase activity.